Messenger RNA from Eucalyptus grandis, 885 nucleotides. Its product is annotated as BTB/POZ domain-containing protein At4g08455. The transcript is spliced from 3 exons. The record is from RefSeq and is a predicted model, not a curated record. Gene Ontology annotation, cellular component: cytoplasm. Gene Ontology annotation, biological process: regulation of proteolysis; proteasome-mediated ubiquitin-dependent protein catabolic process. Lineage: Eukaryota; Viridiplantae; Streptophyta; Magnoliopsida; Myrtales; Myrtaceae. Gene Ontology annotation, molecular function: ubiquitin protein ligase binding.
AUGCCUUUGCCACCAGUUGCGCGUGGUACUUAUUAUGGAAUGCCAUCUGAUGUUGAGGUGGAGUGCACGGAGCAUUCCUGUGUUAGUGUACCCGGUCUGGUAUUUGUUCGAGUCCGUGUCUUGGUGAUGUACGAUGUGGGUCUUGCUGAUGGCCCUGUUAUUCAGGAGUUUUUGUCUGUUCAUGUCUGGCGUGAUGGAGUGAUGCUAGGGAUGCUCCCGCCACCUCUGACUAACGCACCAGGUUGGCGGUUUGGGGGCCGUGUUGAGGGGUGCCACACGAUCAACCACCACCACCACUCCAGUGGCCGCUCCCAUGGGUCUGGGUUCGCUGAUAUCAUCUUGGUCGCCGCCAAGGACGGUCCCAACAGGGGCCUGUCCAUGCCGGUGCCGGCUCACAGGGCCAUUUUGUUGAGCAUCGCUAAUCGAUCCCCAGUUUUUCAAGCAAUGCUCAAGAAUGAGAUGGAAGAAAACUGAAGUGACACGAUUAAGAUAAGUGACGUGUUCUAUGAUGCCCUCCAAGAAUUUGUCAACUAUCUUUAUUCCGCUAAAGCAUGGCUCGAUGAGCAAAUGACUUGUGAGCUUCUAGUAUUGGCCGAAAAGUAUCAAAUAAAGCAUCUCAAAGCUUAUCGUGAGAAGUUCUUGAUAUCCAAAUUGAACUGCGACAACUCGAUUGCAAAUUAUGCCUCCCCGCACUAGCACAACAUGAAACUUCUCCUUGAGGCUGCCUUAUCGUUAAUCUUGGACAAUACGGAUAAACUCAGUAAACGUGAAGAAUAUUCGGAAUUCGUGGAGAAGCACCCUGCCCCUGUGGUGGAGAAAUGUAAAGCGUGUCUUGCAAAGCAGGAAAACACUGCAGCACCUAAAGAUACUAUCGCAAAGUCAUAG